GCGGCGGCCUUUAGGGCGGAGCUGGUGUGCGCUCUCCUCAGUCGGCCGCGGGCUAGCUGACCGUCCGGCUUCCGCCGCCGGUUUCUGUGGUUCGCCCGUCUGCCCGCUAGCUCUCGCGCCGAGUCGCGGCCGCUCUCUCAGCGCUGCCCGCGGUCCCGAGCGCGGCGCCAUGUCGGAGCCCGGGGGCGGCGGCGGCGAGGACGGCUCGGCCGGCCUGGAGGUGUCGGCCGUGCAGAAUGUGGCCGACGUGUCGGUGCUGCAGAAGCACCUGCGCAAGCUGGUGCCACUGCUGCUGGAGGAUGGCGGCGAGGCGCCGGCCGCGCUGGAGGCGGCGCUGGAGGAGAAGAGCGCCCUGGAGCAGAUGCGCAAGUUCCUGUCCGACCCGCAGGUCCACACGGUCCUGGUGGAGCGCUCCACGCUCAAAGAGGAUGUUGGUGAUGAAGGAGAAGAAGAAAAAGAAUUCAUUUCCUAUAAUAUCAACAUAGACAUUCAUUAUGGAGUGAAGUCCAAUAGCUUGGCAUUCAUUAAACGUACUCCAGUAAUUGAUGCAGACAAACCAGUAUCUUCUCAGCUCCGAGUCCUCACACUCAGUGAAGACUCACCGUAUGAAACCUUGCAUUCCUUCAUUAGCAAUGCAGUGGCUCCUUUUUUCAAGUCCUAUAUCAGAGAGUCGGGCAAAGCAGACAGGGAUGGUGAUAAAAUGGCUCCUUCAGUUGAAAAAAAGAUUGCAGAACUUGAAAUGGGACUCCUUCACUUGCAGCAAAAUAUUGAAAUUCCAGAGAUCAGCCUGCCAAUUCAUCCAAUUAUUACAAAUGUUGCAAAACAGUGUUAUGAACGUGGCGAAAAGCCAAAAGUUACAGACUUUGGAGAUAAGGUUGAAGACCCAACUUUUCUCAAUCAGUUACAAUCUGGAGUUAACCGCUGGAUCCGAGAAAUUCAAAAAGUGACCAAACUUGAUCGAGAUCCUGCCUCAGGAACUGCCUUACAGGAAAUUAGUUUUUGGCUAAACUUGGAACGUGCAUUAUACCGCAUCCAGGAGAAACGCGAGAGCCCAGAAGUUCUCCUGACUCUGGACAUCUUGAAACAUGGCAAGCGUUUCCAUGCCACUGUCAGUUUCGACACUGACACAGGUCUAAAACAGGCUUUGGAAACUGUGAAUGACUACAAUCCUCUGAUGAAAGAUUUUCCUCUGAAUGAUUUGCUGUCUGCCACUGAGCUAGACAAAAUAAGGCAGGCACUUGUUGCCAUUUUCACCCAUUUGAGAAAGAUCCGAAACACAAAAUAUCCCAUUCAGAGGGCACUGCGUUUAGUGGAGGCAAUUUCAAGAGACUUGAGUUCUCAAUUACUCAAAGUAUUGGGCACUAGAAAACUGAUGCAUGUUGCUUAUGAAGAAUUUGAAAAAGUUAUGGUAGCAUGCUUUGAAGUUUUCCAGACUUGGGAUGAUGAAUAUGAGAAACUUCAGGUGUUAUUGAGAGACAUUGUCAAAAGAAAAAGGGAGGAAAAUCUGAAGAUGGUGUGGCGAAUCAACCCUGCUCACAGGAAGCUUCAGGCUCGCCUUGACCAGAUGAGAAAAUUUAGGCGCCAGCAUGAACAGCUGAGAGCUGUCAUUGUCAGGGUCCUGAGGCCACAGGUCACAGCAGUAGCACAACAGAAUCAAGGAGAGGUACCUGAACCCCAAGAUAUGAAAGUAGCUGAGGUUCUCUUUGAUGCUGCUGAUGCGAAUGCUAUUGAGGAAGUAAACCUUGCUUACGAGAAUGUCAAGGAAGUGGACGGGCUAGAUGUUUCCAAGGAAGGCACGGAAGCUUGGGAGGCUGCAAUGAAGAGAUAUGAUGAGAGAAUUGACAGAGUGGAGACCCGCAUCACUGCUCGCCUUCGAGAUCAGCUGGGCACAGCCAAGAAUGCUAACGAGAUGUUUAGGAUUUUCUCCAGGUUCAAUGCACUGUUUGUCAGGCCUCACAUCCGUGGGGCCAUCCGUGAAUAUCAGACCCAGCUAAUCCAACGUGUGAAAGAUGACAUUGAGUCUCUUCACGACAAGUUCAAGGUCCAGUACCCACAAAGUCAGGCAUGUAAGAUGAGCCAUGUGCGCGAUCUGCCCCCUGUGUCAGGGUCUAUCAUCUGGGCAAAACAGAUCGACAGACAGCUGACCGCCUACAUGAAGCGUGUGGAGGACGUCCUGGGCAAGGGAUGGGAGAACCACGUGGAGGGGCAGAAGCUGAAGCAGGAUGGAGACAGUUUCCGCAUGAAGCUCAACACUCAAGAGAUAUUUGAUGACUGGGCAAGGAAGGUGCAGCAGCGGAACCUCGGCGUCUCGGGGCGCAUUUUCACCAUUGAAAGUACUCGGGUUCGGGGCCGAAGUGGAAAUGUACUUAAGCUAAAGGUUAACUUCCUUCCUGAGAUUAUCACACUUUCCAAAGAAGUUCGAAACCUCAAGUGGCUUGGUUUCCGCGUCCCACUGGCGAUUGUGAACAAGGCUCAUCAAGCAAACCAGCUCUACCCCUUUGCCAUCUCACUGAUUGAAAGUGUCCGGACUUACGAAAGGACCUGUGAAAAAGUGGAGGAGCGGAACACCAUUUCACUUCUGGUAGCUGGCUUGAAAAAGGAAGUGCAGGCUCUGAUUGCAGAGGGCAUUGCGUUGGUGUGGGAAUCCUACAAACUUGAUCCCUAUGUACAACGCUUAGCAGAGACUGUCUUCAACUUCCAAGAAAAGGUGGAUGAUCUGCUGAUUAUUGAAGAAAAAAUAGACCUGGAAGUCCGUUCCUUGGAAACUUGUAUGUAUGAUCAUAAGACUUUCUCAGAGAUCUUGAACAGAGUCCAGAAGGCCGUGGACGACUUAAAUCUGCACUCCUAUUCCAAUUUGCCCAUCUGGGUCAACAAGCUUGAUAUGGAGAUUGAAAGAAUAUUGGGUGUUCGCCUACAAGCUGGCCUAAGAGCUUGGACCCAGGUACUUCUUGGACAAGCAGAAGAUAAAGCAGAAGUUGACAUGGAUACGGAUGCACCGCAAGUCAGUCACAAGCCUGGUGGAGAGCCCAAGAUCAAAAAUGUCGUUCAUGAGCUAAGAAUAACCAAUCAGGUCAUCUAUUUGAAUCCGCCAAUUGAAGAGUGCAGGUACAAGCUGUAUCAGGAGAUGUUUGCCUGGAAGAUGGUUGUGCUGUCUCUCCCCAGGAUCCAGAGUCAGAGAUACCAGGUGGGCGUACAUUACGAGUUAACUGAAGAGGAGAAGUUCUAUCGGAAUGCUCUAACACGGAUGCCGGAUGGCCCCGUUGCCCUGGAGGAGUCCUAUUCUGCAGUCAUGGGCAUUGUCACUGAAGUCGAGCAGUAUGUCAAGGUUUGGCUUCAGUAUCAGUGCUUAUGGGAUAUGCAAGCUGAAAACAUCUACAACAGACUUGGGGAAGAUCUCAACAAAUGGCAAGCUCUCUUGGUUCAGAUAAGGAAGGCCAGGGGGACUUUUGACAAUGCGGAAACCAAGAAAGAGUUUGGACCAGUGGUUAUAGAUUACGGCAAGGUACAAUCUAAGGUGAACUUGAAGUACGACUCCUGGCAUAAGGAGGUUCUCAGCAAAUUUGGGCAGAUGCUCGGAUCCAACAUGACAGAAUUCCAUUCCCAGAUUUCAAAGUCUCGCCAGGAAUUGGAGCAGCACUCGGUGGACACGGCCAGCACCUCUGACGCGGUGACCUUCAUCACCUACGUGCAGUCUUUGAAACGGAAGAUCAAGCAGUUUGAAAAACAAGUUGAGCUCUACCGCAAUGGUCAGCGCUUGCUGGAAAAGCAGAGGUUCCAGUUCCCGCCUUCCUGGCUGUAUAUUGACAACAUCGAGGGAGAGUGGGGGGCCUUCAAUGACAUCAUGCGGCGGAAAGACUCUGCCAUUCAGCAGCAGGUGGCAAACCUGCAAAUGAAGAUCGUGCAGGAGGACCGAGCUGUGGAAAGCCGCACCACUGACCUGCUGACAGACUGGGAGAAAACCAAGCCUGUCACGGGCAAUCUUCGCCCAGAGGAGGCACUUCAGGCUCUCACCAUAUAUGAAGGGAAGUUUGGCAGACUGAAGGAUGACCGAGAAAAGUGUGCCAAGGCCAAGGAGGCGCUGGAAUUGACAGAUACAGGGCUUCUCAGCGGCAGCGAAGAGCGAGUCCAGGUGGCCUUAGAAGAAUUACAGGACCUCAAAGGUGUUUGGUCAGAACUUUCUAAGGUCUGGGAGCAAAUCGAUCAGAUGAAGGAGCAACCAUGGGUUUCGGUACAGCCUCGAAAGCUUCGACAAAAUUUGGAUGGCCUCUUGAAUCAGCUGAAAAACUUCCCUGCACGAUUACGGCAGUAUGCGUCCUAUGAGUUUGUCCAGAGGCUUCUGAAAGGUUAUCUGAAGAUAAAUAUGUUGGUGAUCGAGUUGAAAUCUGAAGCACUUAAAGAUCGCCAUUGGAAACAGUUGAUGAAAAGGCUUCAUGUCAAUUGGGUUGUUUCUGAGCUAACCCUUGGCCAAAUCUGGGACGUUGACUUGCAGAAAAAUGAAGCUGUUGUCAAGGAUGUGCUGCUUGUGGCACAAGGAGAGAUGGCUUUGGAAGAAUUUUUGAAGCAGAUAAGAGAAGUAUGGAAUACUUAUGAGUUAGACUUGGUUAACUAUCAGAACAAGUGUCGCUUGAUCCGCGGCUGGGAUGACCUCUUCAACAAGGUCAAGGAGCACAUCAACAGUGUCUCCGCCAUGAAGCUCUCCCCGUACUACAAGGUGUUUGAAGAGGAUGCCCUGAGCUGGGAAGACAAACUGAAUCGGAUCAUGGCUCUGUUUGACGUGUGGAUCGACGUGCAGAGGCGGUGGGUCUACCUGGAAGGCAUCUUUACGGGCAGUGCGGAUAUCAAGCACCUGCUGCCAGUGGAAACCCAGCGGUUCCAGAGUAUCAGCACGGAGUUUCUGGCUCUAAUGAAAAAAGUAUCCAAGUCUCCCCUUGUUAUGGAUGUUCUGAACAUCCAGGGGGUGCAGAGGUCUCUGGAAAGAUUGGCAGACCUGCUAGGAAAGAUCCAGAAAGCACUGGGAGAAUACCUGGAGAGAGAGCGGUCGUCUUUCCCCAGGUUCUAUUUUGUGGGUGAUGAAGAUUUGCUUGAAAUCAUUGGAAACAGCAAGAAUGUAGCUAAGUUACAGAAACAUUUCAAGAAAAUGUUUGCUGGAGUUUCAAGCAUCAUCUUAAAUGAGGAUAACUCUGUUGUCUUGGGCAUUUCAUCCCGUGAAGGAGAGGAGGUUAUGUUUAAAACUCCUGUGUCAAUUACCGAACAUCCCAAAAUCAAUGAGUGGCUCACACUGGUAGAAAAGGAGAUGAGAGUCACGCUGGCUAAACUUCUUGCUGAGUCUGUUACAGAAGUUGAGAUUUUUGGUAAAGCAACUUCAAUUGACCCAAAUACCUACAUCACUUGGAUUGAUAAAUAUCAGGCCCAGCUUGUGGUUUUGUCAGCCCAGAUAGCCUGGUCUGAAAACGUGGAGACGGCUCUGAGCAGCAUUGGUGGGAGCGGCGAUGCGGCUCCCUUGCACUCUGUGCUGAGCAAUGUGGAGGUCACCCUCAACGUGUUGGCCGACUCAGUCCUCAUGGAGCAGCCCCCACUCCGACGACGGAAGCUGGAGCACUUGAUUACAGAGUUAGUUCACCAGAGAGAUGUUACGAGGUCCUUGAUCAAAAGCAAGAUUGACAAUGCCAAAUCUUUUGAAUGGCUGAGCCAGAUGCGAUUUUACUUUGACCCUAAGCAAACUGACGUGUUGCAGCAAUUGUCAAUUCAAAUGGCAAAUGCCAAAUUUAACUAUGGCUUUGAGUACCUCGGUGUGCAGGACAAGCUGGUCCAGACCCCCCUCACCGACCGCUGCUAUUUGACAAUGACACAAGCCUUGGAGGCCAGGCUGGGGGGGUCCCCAUUCGGGCCUGCUGGGACUGGGAAGACCGAGUCUGUCAAAGCUCUUGGCCAUCAGCUUGGACGCUUUGUUUUAGUUUUCAACUGUGAUGAAACCUUUGAUUUCCAGGCGAUGGGACGAAUCUUUGUGGGGCUUUGCCAAGUGGGUGCGUGGGGUUGCUUUGACGAGUUCAACCGCCUGGAGGAGCGGAUGCUUUCAGCCGUGUCCCAGCAGGUGCAGUGCAUUCAGGAAGCGCUGCGCGAGCAUUCCAACCCCAACUAUGAUAAGACCUCUGCCCCCAUUACUUGUGAGCUGCUAAACAAACAAGUCAAGGUGAGCCCAGACAUGGCCAUCUUCAUCACCAUGAACCCUGGCUACGCAGGCAGGUCGAACCUUCCAGACAACUUGAAGAAGCUGUUCCGGAGCUUGGCCAUGACCAAGCCCGACCGGCAGCUGAUUGCCCAGGUCAUGCUGUACUCACAGGGCUUCCGCACUGCCGAAGUUCUUGCCAACAAAAUCGUCCCGUUCUUUAAACUAUGUGAUGAGCAGCUCUCUUCUCAAAGCCAUUAUGACUUUGGUCUUCGAGCUCUGAAGAGUGUGCUGGUAAGUGCUGGUAACGUGAAGAGGGAGAGAAUUCAGAAGAUAAAGAGGGAGAAAGAAGAACGAGGUGAAGCAGUUGAUGAAGGAGAAAUUGCAGAAAAUCUACCUGAACAAGAGAUUCUGAUACAGAGCGUCUGUGAGACGAUGGUGCCAAAGCUGGUGGCAGAAGACAUCCCGCUGCUCUUCAGUCUCUUGUCGGAUGUGUUCCCUGGAGUCCAGUACCACCGGGGUGAAAUGACGGCACUUCGAGAAGAGCUGAAGAAAGUGUGCCAGGAGAUGUAUCUGACGUAUGGAGAUGGAGAAGAAGUUGGUGGAACGUGGGUUGAAAAGGUUCUCCAGCUCUAUCAGAUCACCCAGAUCAACCAUGGCCUGAUGAUGGUGGGGCCUUCGGGAAGUGGGAAGAGCAUGGCCUGGCGUGUUCUUCUGAAGGCUUUGGAGAGGCUUGAGGGUGUGGAAGGUGUGGCCCAUAUCAUUGACCCCAAGGCCAUCAGCAAAGACCACCUCUACGGAACCCUGGACCCCAACACCAGGGAAUGGACAGAUGGGCUGUUCACACAUGUUCUGAGAAAGAUCAUAGACAACGUGAGAGGCGAGCUGCAGAAGCGCCAGUGGAUUGUCUUUGACGGCGAUGUGGAUCCUGAGUGGGUUGAGAACUUGAACUCGGUGCUGGAUGACAACAAGCUCCUAACUCUGCCAAAUGGAGAGCGCCUCAGCCUUCCCCCCAAUGUGCGAAUAAUGUUUGAAGUACAGGACUUGAAAUAUGCUACCCUGGCCACGGUGUCGCGCUGCGGCAUGGUCUGGUUUAGUGAGGAUGUGCUGAGCACGGACAUGAUCUUCAACAACUUCCUGGCCAGGCUGCGCAGCAUCCCCCUGGAUGAGGGGGAGGACGAGGCCCAGCGUCGGCGCAAGGGCAAAGAAGACGAGGGAGAAGAGGCUGCUUCCCCAAUGCUGCAGAUUCAAAGGGAUGCAGCAACAAUCAUGCAGCCAUACUUCACGUCCAAUGGCCUGGUCACCAAGGCCCUGGAGCACGCCUUCAAGCUGGAGCACAUCAUGGACCUGACCCGUCUCCGCUGCCUGGGCUCGCUCUUCUCCAUGCUGCACCAGGCGUGCCGGAACGUGGCCCAGUACAAUGCCAACCACCCCGACUUCCCCAUGCAGAUCGAGCAGCUGGAGCGCUACAUUCAGCGGUAUCUGGUUUAUGCCAUUCUCUGGUCCCUGUCUGGAGACAGUCGGCUGAAAAUGAGAGCAGAGCUGGGUGAAUACAUCAGGAGAAUCACGACUGUGCCGCUGCCCGCUGCACCCAACAUACCUAUUAUUGACUAUGAAGUGUCCAUCAGCGGAGAGUGGUCGCCAUGGCAGGCCAAGGUGCCUCAGAUUGAAGUGGAGACGCACAAGGUGGCAGCCCCUGACGUCGUCGUGCCAACUCUGGACACAGUCCGCCACGAAGCCCUCUUGUACACCUGGCUGGCCGAGCACAAGCCGCUGGUCUUGUGUGGCCCUCCCGGGUCCGGCAAGACCAUGACGCUCUUCAGCGCCCUCCGGGCCUUGCCCGACAUGGAGGUUGUGGGUCUUAACUUCUCAAGCGCUACCACUCCGGAGCUCCUGCUGAAGACUUUUGAUCACUAUUGUGAGUACAGACGCACACCCAACGGGGUCGUUUUGGCUCCUGUUCAACUUGGAAAGUGGCUGGUAUUGUUCUGUGAUGAAAUCAACUUGCCAGACAUGGAUAAAUACGGGACACAGAGGGUCAUAUCCUUCAUCAGACAGAUGGUGGAGCAUGGAGGCUUUUACCGUACCUCAGAUCAAACCUGGGUGAAGCUGGAGAGAAUCCAGUUUGUCGGGGCUUGUAAUCCGCCCACUGACCCUGGAAGAAAGCCCCUCUCUCACAGGUUCUUGCGCCAUGUGCCUGUCGUGUAUGUGGAUUACCCGGGACCUGCCUCCCUGACGCAGAUUUACGGCACCUUCAACCGCGCUAUGCUGAGGCUCAUUCCAUCCCUGCGCACAUAUGCAGAGCCGCUCACUGCUGCGAUGGUGGAGUUCUAUACCAUGUCUCAGGAGAGAUUCACUCAGGACACCCAACCCCACUACAUCUAUUCACCCCGUGAAAUGACUAGGUGGGUGCGAGGUAUCUUUGAGGCACUGAGACCUCUGGAGACUCUGCCUGUGGAAGGCCUCAUUCGGAUUUGGGCACACGAAGCCCUCCGUCUCUUCCAAGACAGACUCGUAGAAGAUGAGGAGAGGCGCUGGACGGAUGAGAACAUCGACAUGGUAGCUCUGAAGCACUUCCCUAACAUAGACAAGGAGAAGGCAGUGAGCCGGCCCAUCCUGUAUAGCAACUGGUUGUCAAAGGAUUACAUCCCAGUAGACCAAGAAGAGUUAAGAGAUUAUGUCAAAGCUAGGCUGAAAGUCUUCUAUGAAGAAGAACUUGAUGUUCCUCUGGUCCUGUUUAAUGAAGUGUUAGACCACGUGCUCAGGAUUGACCGAAUAUUCCGUCAACCUCAAGGCCACUUGCUUCUGAUUGGUGUCAGUGGAGCGGGAAAAACCACCCUGUCCCGUUUUGUGGCCUGGAUGAAUGGUCUGAGUGUGUAUCAGAUUAAGGUCCAUAGGAAGUACACAGGGGAAGACUUUGAUGAAGAUCUCCGGACAGUGUUGAGACGUUCUGGCUGUAAAAAUGAAAAGAUAGCAUUUAUAAUGGAUGAGUCCAAUGUAUUAGACUCUGGAUUCCUGGAGCGAAUGAAUACCCUUCUGGCCAAUGGAGAGGUUCCCGGUCUCUUUGAAGGAGAUGAGUAUGCUACCUUGAUGACCCAGUGUAAAGAGGGGGCCCAGAAGGAGGGCUUGAUGCUGGACUCACACGAGGAGCUGUAUAAAUGGUUCACGAGCCAGGUCAUCCGCAACCUCCACGUUGUCUUCACCAUGAACCCGUCCUCAGAGGGACUCAAGGACCGCGCAGCCACCUCCCCGGCGCUUUUCAACAGGUGUGUGUUGAAUUGGUUUGGGGACUGGUCCACGGAAGCACUGUAUCAAGUUGGCAAAGAAUUCACAAGUAAAAUGGACCUGGAGAAGCCGAAUUAUAUUGUGCCUGAUUACAUGCCAGUUGUGUAUGACAAACUACCGCAGCCACCGUCACAUCGGGAAGCUAUUGUAAAUAGCUGUGUGUUUGUUCAUCAGACUCUUCACCAGGCUAAUGCUCGGCUGGCAAAGCGAGGAGGCAGAACGAUGGCCAUCACGCCUCGCCACUACCUGGACUUCAUUAAUCAUUACGCCAACCUGUUCCAUGAGAAGCGAAGCGAGCUGGAGGAGCAGCAGAUGCAUUUGAACGUUGGGCUUAGAAAAAUCAAGGAGACAGUCGACCAGGUAGAAGAGCUGCGUCGUGACUUGAGGAUAAAGAGCCAAGAGCUGGAGGUAAAGAAUGCGGCGGCCAACGACAAGCUGAAAAAGAUGGUGAAAGACCAACAGGAGGCCGAAAAGAAAAAGGUUAUGAGCCAAGAAAUUCAGGAACAGCUGCAUAAGCAGCAGGAAGUAAUUGCAGACAAACAAAUGAGCGUCAAAGAAGAUCUUGACAAGGUGGAGCCUGCUGUCAUUGAGGCCCAGAAUGCCGUGAAGUCGAUCAAGAAGCAGCACCUGGUGGAGGUGCGCUCCAUGGCCAACCCCCCUGCCGCCGUGAAGCUGGCGCUCGAGUCCAUCUGUCUGCUGCUGGGCGAGAGCACCACCGACUGGAAGCAGAUCCGCUCCAUCAUCAUGCGGGAGAACUUCAUCCCCACCAUCGUGAACUUCUCUGCAGAGGAGAUCAGUGAUGCCAUAAGGGAGAAGAUGAAGAAAAACUACAUGUCCAAUCCAAGCUACAAUUAUGAAAUUGUAAACAGGGCUUCCCUGGCCUGCGGCCCUAUGGUCAAAUGGGCAAUCGCACAGCUUAACUAUGCAGACAUGUUAAAGCGAGUGGAGCCUCUGCGCAAUGAGCUGCAGAAGCUGGAGGAUGACGCCAAGGACAACCAGCAGAAGGCCAACGAGGUGGAGCAGAUGAUCCGGGAUCUGGAAGCCAGCAUCGCCCGCUACAAGGAGGAGUACGCUGUCCUGAUCUCGGAGGCCCAGGCCAUCAAAGCGGACCUGGCCGCUGUCGAAGCAAAAGUAAACCGGAGCACUGCUCUUCUAAAGAGUUUGUCUGCUGAGCGUGAACGAUGGGAAAAAACAAGUGAAACUUUCAAAAACCAGAUGUCCACCAUCGCUGGGGACUGUCUCUUGUCAGCUGCCUUUAUUGCUUACGCGGGUUAUUUUGACCAGCAGAUGCGUCAGAACUUGUUUACCACCUGGUCCCAUCACUUGCAGCAAGCCAACAUCCAGUUCCGCACAGAUAUUGCAAGGACGGAGUACCUUUCCAACGCUGAUGAGCGUCUUCGCUGGCAAGCCAGCUCCUUACCUGCGGAUGACUUGUGCACAGAGAACGCCAUCAUGCUGAAACGCUUCAACAGGUACCCGCUGAUCAUUGACCCCUCUGGACAGGCCACAGAAUUCAUCAUGAAUGAGUACAAGGACCGUAAGAUCACGAGGACCAGCUUCUUGGAUGACGCCUUCAGAAAGAACUUGGAGAGCGCACUGAGAUUUGGGAACCCCCUUCUGGUCCAGGACGUGGAAAGCUACGAUCCAGUUUUGAAUCCAGUACUGAACCGUGAAGUUCGGCGAACGGGGGGGAGAGUGCUGAUUACCCUCGGUGACCAGGACAUAGACCUGUCGCCAUCAUUUGUUAUCUUCCUGUCCACCCGAGACCCAACUGUGGAGUUCCCACCAGAUCUGUGUUCCCGGGUUACUUUUGUCAACUUCACAGUCACCCGAAGCAGUUUACAGAGCCAGUGUCUAAAUGAAGUACUCAAAGCAGAGAGACCUGAUGUGGAUGAAAAACGCUCCGAUCUUCUCAAACUUCAAGGGGAAUUUCAGCUCCGUUUACGUCAGCUAGAAAAAUCUCUGCUGCAAGCUCUGAACGAAGUGAAAGGACGCAUUUUGGAUGACGACACAAUCAUAACGACUCUGGAGAACCUCAAGAGAGAGGCCGCCGAGGUGACAAGAAAAGUGGAGGAGACGGACAUUGUGAUGCAGGAGGUGGAGACUGUGUCCCAGCAGUACCUGCCGCUCUCCACCGCUUGCAGCAGCAUUUACUUCACCAUGGAGUCUCUGAAACAGAUACACUUCUUGUACCAGUACUCCCUCCAGUUUUUCCUGGACAUUUAUCACAACGUCUUAUAUGAGAACCCAAACCUGAAGGGCAUCACCGACCACACGCAGCGCCUCUCCAUCAUAACCAAGGAUCUCUUCCAGGUGGCAUUUAACCGGGUGGCUAGAGGCAUGCUGCAUCAGGACCACAUCACCUUUGCCAUGCUGCUGGCGAGAAUCAAACUGAAGGGCACCAUUGGAGAGCCCACCUACGAUGCCGAAUUCCAGCACUUCUUGAGAGGGAAGGAGAUCGUGCUGAGUGCUGGUUCAACGCCCAAGAUCCAGGGCCUGACUGUCGAGCAGGCCGAAGCGGUUGUGAGGUUGAGCUGUCUCCCUGCGUUUAAAGAUCUGAUUGCAAAGAUUCAGGCUGAUGAGCAAUUUGGCAUCUGGCUGGACAGCAGCUCCCCAGAGCAGACAGUGCCCUACCUCUGGAGUGAAGAGACCCCUGCAACACCCAUCGGGCAAGCCAUCCACCGCCUGCUCUUGAUUCAGGCUUUCCGCCCCGACCGCCUGCUGGCCAUGGCCCACAUGUUUGUUUCCACAAACCUCGGGGAGUCCUUCAUGUCCAUCAUGGAGCAGCCACUCGACCUGACCCACAUUGUGGACACAGAGGUAAAGCCAAAUACUCCUGUCCUCAUGUGCUCUGUGCCUGGUUAUGAUGCUAGUGGGCAUGUUGAAGACCUUGCAGCUGAACAGAACACACAGAUCACUUCGAUUGCAAUUGGCUCGGCAGAAGGCUUCAACCAAGCAGAUAAGGCAAUAAACACAGCCGUGAAGUCAGGCAGGUGGGUGAUGCUGAAGAACGUCCACCUGGCUCCCGGGUGGCUGAUGCAGCUGGAGAAGAAGUUGCACUCCCUGCAGCCGCACGCUUGCUUCAGACUCUUCCUUACCAUGGAGAUCAACCCCAAGGUGCCUGUGAAUCUGCUCCGAGCAGGCCGCAUCUUCGUGUUUGAGCCGCCUCCAGGGGUGAAGGCCAACAUGCUGAGGACGUUCAGCAGCAUCCCUGUCUCGCGGAUAUGCAAGUCUCCCAACGAGCGUGCUCGCUUGUACUUCCUGCUGGCCUGGUUCCAUGCCAUCAUCCAGGAACGCUUACGAUACGCACCCCUGGGGUGGUCAAAGAAGUAUGAGUUUGGGGAAUCUGACCUGCGGUCAGCCUGCGACACGGUGGACACGUGGCUGGACGACACAGCAAAGGGGAGACAGAACAUCUCACCAGAUAAGAUCCCGUGGUCGGCACUGAAGACCUUGAUGGCCCAGUCGAUCUAUGGCGGGCGUGUGGACAAUGAAUUUGACCAGCGUCUGCUCAACACUUUCCUGGAGCGUCUGUUCACGACGAAGAGUUUCGACAGUGAAUUUAAACUGGCUUGCAAGGUCGACGGGCAUAAAGACAUUCAGAUGCCAGAUGGCAUCAGGCGAGAGGAGUUUGUGCAGUGGGUGGAGCUGCUCCCUGACACCCAGACGCCCUCCUGGCUGGGCCUGCCCAACAACGCCGAGCGAGUCCUCCUCACCACCCAGGGCGUGGACAUGAUCAGUAAAAUGCUGAAGAUGCAGAUGCUGGAAGACGAGGACGACCUGGCCUACGCGGAGGCUGAGAAGAAGACGAGGACAGACUCCACGUCCGAUGGGCGCCCCGCCUGGAUGAGGACGCUGCACACCACUGCCUCCAACUGGCUGCACCUCAUCCCCCCGACGCUCAGCCAUCUCAAACGGACAGUGGAGAACAUCAAGGAUCCUUUGUUCAGAUUCUUUGAGAGAGAGGUGAAGAUGGGAGCUAAGUUACUUCAGGAUGUGCGCCAGGAUCUUGCUGAUGUCGUUCAAGUGUGUGAAGGAAAGAAGAAACAGACCAACUACCUGCGUACACUUAUCAAUGAGCUGGUGAAAGGGAUCUUGCCUCGGAGCUGGUCCCACUACACAGUGCCCGCCGGCAUGACCGUCAUCCAGUGGGUGUCUGACUUCAGCGAGAGGAUCAAACAGCUCCAGAACAUCUCCCUGGCAGCUGCAUCUGGCGGCGCCAAGGAGCUAAAGAACAUCCACGUGUGCCUGGGCGGCCUGUUUGUGCCCGAGGCCUACAUCACCGCCACCAGGCAGUACGUGGCCCAGGCCAACAGCUGGUCUCUGGAGGAGCUCUGCCUGGAAGUCAACGUCACCACCUCCCAGAGUGCCACCCUCGAUGCCUGCAGCUUUGGGGUCACGGGUUUGAAGCUCCAGGGGGCCACGUGCAAUAACAACAAGCUCUCGCUCUCCAAUGCCAUCUCCACGGUCCUUCCCCUAACACAGCUGCGCUGGGUCAAGCAGACGAAUGCAGAGAAAAAGGCUAACGUGGUGACCUUACCCGUCUACCUGAACUUCACCCGGGCAGACCUCAUCUUCACCGUGGACUUUGAAAUCGCCACCAAGGAAGACCCUCGCAGCUUCUACGAGCGCGGCGUGGCAGUCCUCUGCACCGAGUGAACCUACAAUUUUCUAGCACCCCUUUCUGUAAUAGUAAAAUUCAAUAUUUAACAUGUAUUCAUUAUUAAAAUGUUCGGAAGGUAUGGACUUGUCAAAGGAAAGUCGCUGGUCUGAGGUUGGAGGACACUGAAGGAUGGCUGACGGUGGCAGAGGUGGAGAUGGAAGGCUGCACGCACGUGUUUUUAGAGGGUCGCUAGUGUGGCUGUUUUAUGAAAUAAAACACUAAGCAUGAGCUGGC
Molecule: messenger RNA, 14348 nt
Organism: Ceratotherium simum simum (southern white rhinoceros)
Lineage: Eukaryota; Metazoa; Chordata; Mammalia; Perissodactyla; Rhinocerotidae
Gene: DYNC1H1
Product: dynein cytoplasmic 1 heavy chain 1
Biological process (GO): microtubule-based movement
Cellular component (GO): axonemal dynein complex
Molecular function (GO): ATP binding; minus-end-directed microtubule motor activity; dynein light intermediate chain binding
Source: RefSeq, a predicted model, not a curated record